AUCAACAUAAGAAUAUAAUAUGUAUUUCCUGACUCGAGAGGAUACGCCAUAGACUGUAGAAAGACGCCAAGUCUUCCUUUCUGUCUGAAAGUGAAGUCGCACUAUAAAGACCGAGGCUGUGUUUGAGAGCAACAAAACCGUGUUGUAUCAUGGGUAGAGUGUGACUGACUGAUCUACAAAUAAUAAUGAGUCAUUAUGGUGUAAGGUGAUUUGUAGAUUAUGUUAAUAAAGUCUGAUUUAAAAAACAUACGACAGCAAAGAUUUUUAUAACUAAACCAAGACAGACCACAGCCUCUCGUUUCCAAUAGAAACAAAUGAGUCAUAGUGGGCAGAACAAGCAAGGAGGUGGGCAGAGCCAGCGAGAUCCUAUUUGCCUGUUCUAGCAGACGUCUGCAUAUUUCCGUUAGGGAACGCACAAUCUGUGAAGCGCGCGUGUGCAAUAACGCAAUUCGCCUUUGCACGCGAUUUUAUUUUUGCAAAUGUUAAAGUCUAAAAUACUUAAUCCACUCUGUUUAAAACAGAUUCUAGUUUUGGGAACAGAAAGCUGUAUUGAGAUCAAAUGUUUAAUCGAUGAGAAAUCCAUCUCCUUCCAUCUUCUCCCACUGCUGGCUACUAGGCUUCCUCUCACUUCCAUAUUUGGUAGUGAGUGGAAAUUCCAAGCGGAUGCUCCACAUGUGUACAUCCGGUGAAAUAUCUGUCUCAUUGUUCUAUCUGUGACAAUAGUCCGUUUGAAAAAGGUAAAGGGUACAACAUUUCCAAAACAUCAGACUCUUGCCAUGGUUAACCCAGGGAUAUUCAGUCUGAAAGAAGUCUGCCUAAAAAAUAUGUGUGAAGGACCUCUUUAAUUAACAGCAUGGAUUGGACUAUUGGGAAGGAGAGAAUUCCCUCAUGUAAUAGUGAACUGCCUAAGGCCUCAAAGAAUGCCUCCGGAACCAACCUCACUAUCAAUCUGAAUGAAAUGCUCAGAUCAAAAGCUGACGUGGAAAGGAAGCGUGUUCCAAUCCGCCCACCCAACCCAAGAGCCUCUGCACCCAGGGAACUGGGGUUUAGUCGAGGCCUUUCGUGUGAGCCCAUGCCCAAACCCAUUAUCCGAAGACGUGCACGAUCUCUAUCUUCCUCCACAGAGUGGAAGAGGCACACUCGUAAUGUUGGGGUGCGUUUUGUAGACUGUCUGGGCCUGGACCUAGAGGACGUUAAGGUUUUCAAAACCGGGGAGGAUCCCUUUGUGCCACAACAUGUCUCCUUCAGGCUUUUGAUGGGUGCAGAGCUGGCUGGGGGGAAGAACUUGGAAAUCUCGCUGCCGUAUCUGAAGCCGGUGUUCCCUCAGCAACCCGGUGAUCGACCUGAAUUCUUCAGCCGCCUGCGCCAGCAGAGAGUCUGUCUGGAGAGGGUUUUGUGCUUUGACCUGGGCAUCAUCGGGAUCACUCAGGUCCUCAACCUCCAUUUUGAGAAAGAGGUGAGCGUGCGCUAUUCUUUCACAGGAUGGAGGUGCAGCUCAGAAACCAAGGCCUCCUGGGUAUCCACCACCUGCAAGUCCUGGGAUGGAACGCAGGAGCAGCUCAAUUGUGACACCUUUCGUUUCCACCUGCCUGUUCCUCCCUUCCUGCUACCUGGAGCUGCUUUGGAAUUUGCUGUCCGAUACAAAGUGUCUGGGAAAGAGCACUGGGACAACAACGAGGGGCAAAACUAUAAGUUGGUCUGCCAUAGCUACAAACUGACUGUGCCCAAGGAGUGUGAGCAUAGCAUGGUGCACUUUAUUUGAGCUCAUUUAACAAGGAGCAUUUACUGGUUGCUCUCAUAAGUUCCAAUAAAUAAUUUGGCCAUGAGGUCAAAAACAUCAUCAGAACUGAGAGGCAGCAGUAGUGUUCAGAAAAAGACAGAUCUGGUAUAUAUGAAUAACAUGUUAUUGGAGCACUCAGCUAAUAGAGAAACACGUCAUGGUUAUCUGUGACUGUGGUGGAAGCCAGGUUUUUUAUUAAUUCAUACACAUUUAUUUUAACAGAGCACACCUAUUAGUAUUGGAGUGCAUGUUUUCAAAUGCAAAUGCAAAUGCACUUUAUUAUAUACAGUGCCUUCGGAAAGUAUUCAGACACCUUGACUUUUUCCACAUUUUGUUACAUUACAGCCUUAUUCU
Messenger RNA from Salvelinus sp. IW2-2015, 2134 nucleotides. It is a transcript of the gene ppp1r3da, whose product is annotated as protein phosphatase 1, regulatory subunit 3Da. Gene Ontology annotation, molecular function: glycogen binding; protein phosphatase 1 binding. Gene Ontology annotation, biological process: regulation of glycogen biosynthetic process. Gene Ontology annotation, cellular component: protein phosphatase type 1 complex. The record is from RefSeq and is a predicted model, not a curated record. Lineage: Eukaryota; Metazoa; Chordata; Actinopteri; Salmoniformes; Salmonidae.